AUCCAACGUAAUAGGUGCAUUACCGCUACGCGAGAUUUACCAGUGACGAGAUUCGAGGCUUUGUCCAAAAUACUGUAUCACAAGUAUUAUUUCAUUAAAAGUUGCAGCAUGUGUGCAGUACAUGUCUGCGCACUGUAAAGAUGGCAGCGUUAGCGGUGGUUGAGACUCCAUCAGGAAAAGAUGCUCUUGCUGGAGGCUUGCUGGAUCUCUUGGAACCAGCAGUGCAGCAGCUUGACUUACACGUGCAUUCAGUCAGGGAAAGUCAAGUAGAACUUCGAGAACAUAUUGACAAUUUGGCAACCGAGUUGUGUAGGAUCAACGAACACCAGAAGGUGGCACUUGAUUUAGACCCGUAUGUUAAAAAACUUCUUAAUGCAAGGCGAAGAGUGGUGCUUGUCAACAAUAUACUUCAAAAUGCACAGGAACGUUUGCGAAGGUUGAACCAUAAUGUUGCUAAGGAGACGGCACGUAGGAAGACCAUGCUUGAGGCAUCUGGAGCAUUUUCCCCACGUUCUCCCAGCAAACCGUGAUGUCCGAAAUCUCAGAAACUAGGAAUGCAGCAUUCCUCAUUGCCAUGGACAUUGCUGUAAAAUUGCAGAAUCUUUCCUUCAUUGUUGAAAGGCACUAGGCUAUGGCUGCAACACCACCCUACUAUAUUGAUGCUGUAUGAGUUUAAGUUUUAGGAAGUCAGUGACAGCAUUUUAUAUAAUAUAUGGAUUCUUUUCCUAGCGGAAAUGUGAUGUUUAUCAAAUUAUUGAUUUAGAGUUUAAAUAUUUAUGGUAAUUUAUCAGUACUGAAUGGAUCUGCUGUCUCUGUCUGCACCUUUAUGCAGUUAUUUUCUGCCACUAAUAUAUUGGAUAUUUCAACAGUACAUUUGUAGAAAUAUUGAGCAAUCCUUCAAAACAUUACUAAUCAAACUUUGUUUUCAAAAACUUUGUUUGAUUAGUGGUCUUAGAUGUUUAAAAGACUGUACAGUAUACCUCCAACUGAUUUUUUUUUGCUUCUUUAGUUUAUAAUCAUAACCUUAAUCAUUAUGUAGGUUGAUGUUGCAAGUCACUAGUCAUAUUAAUUAAAAUGAGAUCUGUUAAUAUGCCAUUUUAAGGGAAAAAUGAUCUCCUCCAGGCAUCCAUGGCAUUCCAUUGCAUUAUAAUUAAAUCAGUAGUAAAAUCUUAGGUGUAUACAUUUCUUAUGUAAGUAAGGAAUGCUUUGUAAUAGGAGAGGAGAAAGGGCAGUUGAAGGUGACCUCUUGUUUUAUCUGAAAGAGAGAGUUAGGAAAAGAUUUCAGGACAGGUGAAAGGUCAAGGGGGAAUAUGUUUAAGAGGAAGUUGGAAUCAUAUGAGGGGCCUCCUAAAAAGUCACUGUUGAUGAGAGAUUAAAGACAGAUUUUGGAAUUCACUUCACUACAACAACGCUAGUAAAUGAGUUAUUUGAAGGCCUUUAUCUUAUGUAGUGAAAUGUUACAAUUGUGACUUUGGUAAUAUCCCAUUAUUUGAAAUAUGGAUAUUAUUGUGAGCCUCUGUUGCUAAUAAGUAUGCAUUGUCAUGUUAUGUGUAAGUCAUUAUGUAAUUUGGGGGUAAUUGUUAUAUUUUAAAUUCAAAUUGUAUUGUAAUAAUUUUAUUUGAAAGUAUUAAAGGCAACU
Messenger RNA from Triplophysa rosa, 1639 nucleotides. RefSeq names its product SNAP associated protein (gene snapin). Gene Ontology annotation, biological process: regulation of synaptic vesicle exocytosis; lysosome localization; lysosome organization. The record is from RefSeq and is a predicted model, not a curated record. The transcript has 5 exons. Gene Ontology annotation, cellular component: BORC complex; BLOC-1 complex; synaptic vesicle. Gene Ontology annotation, molecular function: SNARE binding. Bases 141 to 530 code for a protein of 129 amino acids. NCBI's taxonomy places the organism in Eukaryota, Metazoa, Chordata, Actinopteri, Cypriniformes, Nemacheilidae.